Molecule: messenger RNA, 999 nt
Organism: Aspergillus pseudoviridinutans
Lineage: Eukaryota; Fungi; Ascomycota; Eurotiomycetes; Eurotiales; Aspergillaceae
Product: NmrA/HSCARG family protein
Exons: 2
Coding region: 1-999 (332 amino acids)
Source: RefSeq, a predicted model, not a curated record
AUGGCCCCUUCUAAGCUGAUCGUGGUGCUGGGUGCUACUGGAGGCCAGGGGAACUCCGUAGUGGAGGCCUUCCUCACGGAAAAGGACUACAUUAUUCGCGGUGUGACCCGUCAGCCUCAAAGCGAGAAAGCCCAGGCUUUGUCGAAAAAGGGCGUUGAAGUCGUGGAGGCGGAUAACAACGAUGAAGCGAGCCUCGUGAAAGCUUUUGAGGGAGCUUCAGCUAUUUUUGCGAUGACCGAUUUCUUUGAGCCAUUCGCCAAACAUGGCCCCCACAAGGCCAUUGAAAUUGAGCAGAAACAGGGGGAAAAUAUUGCACGCGCAGCCUCGAAGACAGCUGGACUCCAGCACUUCCUCUGGAGUACGCUUCCGGAUGGCAACACUCUGACCAAAGGCAAAUUUGUUAUCCCACAUUUCGAAGCCAAAAACCGAAUCAAUCGGUUCAUUCAAAACGACAAGGCGCUACUUGCGAAAACAACGUUCCUUUGGUUUGGUUUCUAUACCGAGAACCUGUUCUAUCCGAUCUUCACUCCGAUCUAUGUGAAAAGCGCACAGAAGUUCAUCCAACUGUCUCCGGCGGACCCUUCGACUCCAAUCUGGUCCGUUGGUGAUCACCGAACUAACACCGGAAUCUUCGCCCGUGCCAUUGUGAAAAAUCCACCCAAAGAUGGCGGAACUUUUGUCCGAUGCUUUGCAGAGUAUCACUCAUCUCUCAACGAUUAUCUUGCUGUGUGGGGUCGCGCGAGUGGUCUUUCCCCGUCGGCAGGCUCGACCAUGGUUGUCAAGGUUUCUCUGCAUGAGUAUAGCCAGCUGUGGCCCGGCUGGGGCGAGGAGAUGGGGUCGAUGAUGGCUAUGUGGAGUGCCUUGCGAGAGCGUAGCUGGGCUGGUCUCGAUGGUGAUCAUGUACUGGACAUCGAUAAUAUACUGUCUGCGGAUGAUCGGAAGUCCGUGAUCAAAACGGAGGCCGCGUUUCGAGCGCUGGAUUGGAAGAAGAUCCUGUGA